Molecule: messenger RNA, 3310 nt
Organism: Oncorhynchus tshawytscha (Chinook salmon)
Lineage: Eukaryota; Metazoa; Chordata; Actinopteri; Salmoniformes; Salmonidae
Product: forkhead box protein L2
Exons: 1
Coding region: 315-1232 (305 amino acids)
Biological process (GO): cell differentiation; anatomical structure morphogenesis; regulation of transcription by RNA polymerase II
Molecular function (GO): DNA-binding transcription factor activity, RNA polymerase II-specific; RNA polymerase II cis-regulatory region sequence-specific DNA binding
Source: RefSeq, a predicted model, not a curated record
GCCUGCCUGUGGGGGGAAAAAAGCCAAAAGGGCUGGGCUAAGAGAGGAAUCAAACCACAACCUGGGCUGCGCUUCCAUCACAAACCAGUUUGGGAGAAAGUAUGUUCUAGAGGAGAGGCUGGUGCAUAACAAGUCACAAACUGUGGCUCAAAACUCGGAUUUCUCUGCGCGCUAAACGUUAAGGAGGCAGCGUCAGAGUUUUGUAUUGGAGUCCAUUUUGAGGUGCUAAGGCUAAUAUAAUUUUCUGCAAGUGUAGUUAAUCGCGUUUGUUGUUCUGCAUUUGUGCUGGAUUUGUUUUUGUUUUGGUGUGGGCAAUGAUGGACACUUACCAAAACCCAGAGGAUGACGCAAUGGCCCUGAUGGUCCACGACACCAACACCGCGAAGGACAAGGAGCGACCGAAGGAGGAACCGGUCCAGGAAAAGGGUUCGGAGAAAACGGACCCGUCUCAAAAACCACCAUAUUCGUAUGUGGCUCUCAUUGCCAUGGCCAUCCGGGAGAGCACAGAGAAGCGCCUGACUCUAUCUGGUAUUUACCAGUAUAUAAUCACCAAAUUCCCUUUCUACGAGAAAAACAAGAAAGGCUGGCAAAACAGUAUCCGGCAUAACUUGAGUCUGAACGAAUGUUUCAUCAAAGUUCCUCGCGAGGGAGGCGGCGAGAGAAAGGGGAAUUACUGGACCCUUGACCCGGCGUGCGAGGACAUGUUCGAGAAGGGAAACUACAGAAGGAGACGUCGAAUGAAACGUCCCUUCAGACCUCCACCGACCCAUUUCCAGCCCGGGAAAUCCCUCUUCGGCGGUGAUGGGUACGGCUACCUGUCCCCUCCAAAGUACCUGCAGUCCAGCUUCAUGAACAACUCGUGGUCGCUGGGCCAACCGCCCACCCCGAUGUCCUACACCUCCUGUCAGAUGGCCGGUGGCAACGUGAGUCCAGUAAAUGUGAAAGGACUGUCCGCUCCCUCCUCAUACAACCCGUACUCCCGGGUGCAGAGCAUGGGUCUCCCCAGUAUGGUGAACUCUUAUAACGGCAUGAGCCAUCACCACCACCCGCACGCUCACCAUGCCCAGCAGCUGAGCCCGGCGACCGCUGCGCCGCCCCCGGUCUCCUCCAGCAACGGAGGUGGCCUGCAGUUCGCCUGCUCCCGCCAGCCUACGGAGCUCUCCAUGAUGCACUGUUCGUAUUGGGAUCACGAGAGCAAACACUCCGCGUUACACACGAGGAUUGACAUUUAGAGUUUACCAGAGGGCCACUUGUAAAAUGGACUCUUGUGAGAGAAAGACAAUAAGUAAAUUCCUGUGUAUUCAAAACAGAAACAAAAUUAUUUUUGAAGAGACAAUACUAUGACGGGCUCUUUUGAUCCAAAUAAUGUACUGAACAUUAAUAUGGAAAGACAUCCAAGUGGGGAUGGUGAGGGAAUUUUCAAAAACUGUAAAUUGUGAGAUUAAGUGGUCACAACUAAGCACGAGGUAGCAUAACUUUUUGUUGCAUUGGACAGAAGGCCGUGCUAUUGUAUGUUAAAUUUGUCAAAUCCGACCAGUUCCCUUUUCACGGGGAUACGAAUUCCAUGAAAACAAAACAAACAAAACCCUCUCACUGUCUUGGAAUUUUAAACAUCACCUGAACGAGUGAUAAUUGAAUUAGAACUCCUACGUAUUUGAACCAGUAUAGUGCACUGAGCGGACUCCAGCAAAACCAGGUGAAAUGUUGAUUCUUUAGCCUGUCUUUAUUUUUUUUAUUACCGUGUCACAGUUCUUACUCGGGAUGCAGGUGGGGAGAUAGAGCACCGUCAGAAGGAGCAAUACCAAAGAUGUGUUACUUCGGGGGUCAUCGACUUUUUAGGCUUCGUGACCUCUGAUAGAGAUGGUUUGGUUUCCGAUAACAUUCAGUCCAGUGCCAGAUUUUUUUUUAACCUUUCUUGUUUUUUAUAAUCGUAAUUAUUUUUGUCUCAUUCAUGUUGGGACCAUGUUAAAUUAGCACUUUUCCCUCUUUUUCUAGUAUUUUGAAUUUCUUAAUAAACUUGUAUUUCUUUCAACGUAAAACAUUGGUCAUUAAUUAAUCGUUAUUUUUGCAAAAACGGUCUAAACCACAAAUUUCAACAAUUAUCAACGAUAAUAUUAUGUUCAUUAUUAUUAUUAUUAAGUGGUCUAUCACUAAACAAAUGCAUGGCCGUUAUUAUCCGGCUUGCAACGUAGGCUUAGAACUAUACAUUCCACAGAUGAAGUUAAUUGUAAUUCUAUCCGUGAAAGUUGUUAACUUAGGUCUAAACCCGAAUGUGUAUUUUUGUCUUGAAAAUGUUCAUGUUAAAUUCCAGUUAUUUCAACAUUUUUGGCAUGUAAAUCCUUUGCGUAAAACAUCUCCAAAUAUCUGGCAGAUGCGUAAUAAGGCCUAAUACUUUUGUACAGUUUAGCUAAAGUUUAGUUUACUGGUAGUUGGUUGGAUAUUUCAGUUUUUUACACUAAAUAUAUAUUCUUCAGUUCGAAAGUAGUUUUGGAAAAUGCAAUUUAAUUCUAAACCAUUUGAACUGCUAAGCUAUUAAUUAGACCUUCAUUUGAUUCCAGUGCCAACCCUGUUGCUUAACACAUGAAAACACUGCGUGGCCUGCUCUGGGAACUUGCAUGCAUUACAACUUUUGGCCAAAAUGAAAGCGUGAACUUCUGCUUUAUCUGAAUAGUCUACAUUCAUUAUUAGAGUUACAAAAUACAUCUACGGCAACUCAUUUGUCAGCAGAGUGCAACAAUUGAAGAGAGAAAAUCAAAGAAAAAGCUGUGCGUGUUUAAGAAGACGUUGUGAACUUCAGAGGGUAUUUUGGCAGUGGUUGUUCCGAGAGCGAAUGCUUAGCAGAAACAGAUGCUGCAGAAGUUAAGGGUCGCCAUCCCAGUCAUUCCAUUUAAUCAUUAUCCCCAUAUGAUGUAGGCUAACCUCCAUUAUGUGUUUAAACGAAUUGUGGCUUCAGCCCAGUGAGCUUUUCCAAGGAGCAUGGAGGGCUUUCUCUGUGUGAUUAUCAACUGCUCAUGCAUAAUUGCUCAAUGGCACUUGAUUAUUAUUACUGUAUUAUUAUAAUUAUUAUGAAUGAAUAUUAUUAUUAUUGUUAUUAUGAUUAUUAUUAUGGCCUGUUAUUAUCAUUUACAAUAAGGUGAAUUUGGUGAACCAAGGAGUUUGGUCAUGGAUGAAUUCGAAAUAAUUUUGCCAUCCACCCGAAACAAAUGUUCUGUUACACUAUGUAGUUUACCAUUACUGCACGAUUCUUAUCUAACGAUUGCUUGGUUAUCAGUUGGGUUGUCCAGAUAUUCGAAUAAAUUAUCCUAAGGCA